Messenger RNA from Closterium sp. NIES-67, 805 nucleotides. NCBI's taxonomy places the organism in Eukaryota, Viridiplantae, Streptophyta, Zygnematophyceae, Desmidiales, Closteriaceae. The record is from the annotation of a GenBank genome assembly.
CGCACAUUCUGGGAGCUUCUCAGAACCCCAACAUAUGCUUUUUUUCAGUUAGGAGCACCCCCGCUGAGACUCAGCGCUUUCCUCGAUCUGUUAUCAGUGAACGGCAAAGACUUUGCCUUGUCAGUUCUUCGUAUCGAAACAGAAGCAAUAAUCCCCGACCCGCAACCAUGCUUCCGAGUAAGUUUUUCUACAUCCUCCUCUGUGCGCUCCUCGUCGCACAGAUUCUACCAUGCCUGGCUUCCCCAGAUAGCCACCAAUCCGUCGCACAGCGUCACACACUGUCGCAGCGACGGUUCCUAGACGCGAACGAGGACCCGUACGCCGACCUGUACGACUACAAGGACUUUCCCACAGACGAUUCGCCCGACGACGGCUCCGCGCUGGUGAUCAAGGGCGUGACCGACGAGGACCCUGACGGCGACGGCGUCGGCGACGUCAACAUCAGCGACAGCCGCGCCAACGGGCUGCUUCCGCUCGGCACGCACGGCGGGCGGGUGCCGUACCCGACGAAAGACCCGCUCCCGCCGACGAACGACACCGUCACGGACGCCGGCCGUGGCGUGGAGGGCAUAGGCGGGGGCGACGUGUGGUGGCGCAAUAACUCCGGGAACGGCACCGCCGCUCCGCCCUCGUCGUCUCCCCCGGGCCCCGCUGGCGGAGAUAGCUCGCCUGGAGAGAACCAGCAGAAGCAGGAGCAAGGCACGACUGGCAGCAGCGACGGGACCUCCAGCAGCGGCACCAGCGGCGGCGGCGGUAGCAGCACGAGCGGAUUCAGUAAGUGAGUUGCCAACGGUGCCUAGCAAGU